CUACUGGAAGUUUCUUGACAGCGUUUCCGCAAAGUUCACAUCUCAGUUCUGUCACUGUUUGUGCUCGUUAACAGUGUAGACUUCUGUCUUAAAAACACAGGUUUUAUUAAAGUAAAAAAAUGAGUGACAUUAAGCCAAUGGAAUCAAAUUCGGUCGGUGAAGACAGCGAGGAGGAGAAAGACUGGGCUGCGGCCAAAGCGUUUUUUGACAACCUGAAAACAAGCAAACCCAGACCGCCCAAAUCUCGCUUUGCGGUGACCAUCGCAGUCUCCUCCCGCACCCUCUUCAACAUGGUGGAAGAGAGGAAGAUCUACGAGGAGGACGGGGUAGAAACGUACGUGAAGCAUCAGGUGGAGCACGAGAGCGAGCCCCUGAAACCCGGUGCUGCAUUUCCCUUCGUGAAGGCUCUGAUGAACGUCAACUCUCGUCUCAGGGAGCUGUACCCGGACAGUGAAGAGCUGUUUGACAUCGUCUUAAUGACGAACAACCACGCUGAAGUGGGAGUGCGCCUCAUCAACAGCAUUAAUCACUAUGACCUGACCAUCGAGAGGUUCUGCAUGACAGGAGGAAAGAGUCCAGUAGAUUAUCUGAAGGCCUACAUGACCAACCUUUACCUGUCUAAGGACGCAGAGAAGGUCACAGAGGCCAUAGAGCAAGGAAUUGCUGCUGCCACCAUGUUCAUGCCGGACACUCAGACCGUUCUCAGCGACACCCAGCUGAGGGUGGCGUUUGACGGUGACGCCGUCCUCUUCUCAGAUGAGUCUGAGAUCAUUGUGAAGCAACACGGCCUCGACACUUUCUUUGAGCAUGAGAAAGAAUUUGAGAACAAACCUCUGGCUCAGGGUCCUCUGAAGUGUUUCUUGGAGGCUUUGGGAAAACUCCAGAAGAAGUUCUACGCCAAGAACGAGCGUUUGAACUGUCCCAUCCGGACCUACCUGGUCACGGCCCGCAGCGCUGCCAGCUCUGGGGCUCGGGUCCUGAAGACCCUGCGUUCCUGGGGCCUGGUGAUCGACGAGGCUCUCUUCCUGGCGGGGGCUCCUAAGGGCCCGCUGCUGCAGAAAAUCCAUCCACACAUCUACUUCGACGACCAGAUGUUCCACAUCGAGGGAGCCAAGGAGCUGGGAACCAUUUCUGCGCACGUGCCGUAUGGAAUCGGACAGAAGUAUCACAGAGGGAAGCUCAUCGAGAAGCCAGAAACAAAGGAAUAAGAGAUGAGGUGAUGAAAUGUCCCGGGGUUUAAGGUGAGCGAGAGGAAGUGCCUCACGCUUUGUUUAGGAAAAUGUUCUGUCUUCAGGAAAACCUAACCUUUAAGAGGGCGUAAACAGGUGAUCUGUUCUUGUAUUCUUGGGUGUUUACUGCGUUUUAUUAUAGCUACGAUUACACUAAGGUGCUUUACACUACUUCAUUAAAUGCUGUUUGGAAAAGCAAAUAGUCAGUAUGUAGUACCUGAUGGUGCCUUAUCACAGUCAAUUUUACUUGUUGAGGUGUUCUCUUGUAAAAAUUAUUUUGACAAUGUUUCUUUUGAUUCAGAAUUAGAAUCAACUUCAUUGGUCAAAUACAUUUACACUGAAUUAGGAAACAUAUUCAUUUGUCAUGGAUAAAUGAAUGAGAUCUGCUGUAGUUCAUAUUUCCACCAUAUUUGCUGUUUAUCUUUAUUUUGCACAUUUAUG
This is a messenger RNA of Cynoglossus semilaevis (tongue sole), 1670 nucleotides long. It is a transcript of the gene nt5c1bb, whose product is annotated as 5'-nucleotidase, cytosolic IB b. Gene Ontology annotation, biological process: adenosine metabolic process; nucleotide metabolic process. Gene Ontology annotation, molecular function: magnesium ion binding; nucleotide binding; 5'-nucleotidase activity. NCBI's taxonomy places the organism in Eukaryota, Metazoa, Chordata, Actinopteri, Pleuronectiformes, Cynoglossidae. The record is from RefSeq and is a predicted model, not a curated record. Bases 120 to 1208 code for a protein of 362 amino acids. The transcript has 6 exons. Gene Ontology annotation, cellular component: cytoplasm; cytosol.